Plenodomus lingam JN3 is the source of this 210-nucleotide messenger RNA. The record is from RefSeq and is a predicted model, not a curated record. Lineage: Eukaryota; Fungi; Ascomycota; Dothideomycetes; Pleosporales; Leptosphaeriaceae.
AUGGCUUCCAUUCAACGCUUGAUGAUCAGCUUUAUGCUGGUCUUGUCGUUUGCUUUUGUCUUCUUCGCCCAGGGCACUGAGGCGAACAAGGGACCCAAGAUCACGCACAAGACGUGCGUUCAAGAUCUUCUUCGAUAUGAAGAACGGAGACAAGGACAUGGGCCGUAUUGUCAUUGGUCUAUAUGGCAAGACUGUACCGAAGACUGCUGA